Molecule: messenger RNA, 402 nt
Organism: Aspergillus tanneri
Lineage: Eukaryota; Fungi; Ascomycota; Eurotiomycetes; Eurotiales; Aspergillaceae
Product: huntingtin-interacting protein K
Exons: 2
Coding region: 1-402 (133 amino acids)
Biological process (GO): protein stabilization; negative regulation of apoptotic process
Source: RefSeq, a predicted model, not a curated record
AUGUCUGACCCACUUCCCGACGCUGUUGACCAGAAGCUCCCCGCCAACGCUGAAGACCGCAAAGCGGCCGCCGCCCUCUCCUCUCUCAACACAAAUGAGAUCGGCACGGAUUCGGCCUCCAAGCCGCUCCCGGCAGCGGAACAGGAGGCACUGGGAAAAGCGAUGAGUCGGUUAGAGAUUGCGGCGGGCACAGGUUCAGCGGCGAAGCGGACAAAUGACGCACAGAAGAAGCAGACGGAGAUGGUGAAGAAGAAGGCCGUUAAGGUGGCGGCGGAAGAUGUCACGCUUUUGGUGGAUGAAUUGGAGUUGAGUAAGGUCAAGGCGACGGAACUUUUGAAAUCUCAUGAUGGGGAUGCGAAGAAGGCUAUUAAAACUUUUGUCACUCCGGCUGUUGGGGCGUAA